Messenger RNA from Lactuca saligna, 597 nucleotides. NCBI's taxonomy places the organism in Eukaryota, Viridiplantae, Streptophyta, Magnoliopsida, Asterales, Asteraceae. The record is from the annotation of a GenBank genome assembly.
AUGGAGAAGAGACCACACUCUAUUCCCGAGCGAAGUGUCAAAGGAAUAAUGGAACGAUCAUUAGUUGACUUGAACCAAUUGCCAUUAGAUGUAAGUAAGGAACCAAAGAAUGAUGUGCCUCCACCUCUCCAUUUAACUAUUGAUUUGGCUUUCCCUAAUGAAGAUAUGGAAGUGCUCAAACAAAAAUAUAAGGUCUUGACCUCAUCAUCAUCAUCAUCAGCAUCAUCAUCAUCAUCAUCAUCAUCAUCAUCAUCAUCAUUUGUUAACAGCGAUUACUUCAAAAACUUAGGGUUUGAAGAUGGUUGUCCAACUAUGAUGCAUAUCAGAAAUAAAAAGAUUAAAAUGCCUAGAAACUCCAAACACGCUCUUGCUCGUUCUUUGUUCAAGGAACUCACUAAGAAAAAUGAGGGUGAAGAUUUGAUGGUGUCACUUUGUGAGCCUAUUGAAAGGAACAAUGAUCGAUCCAGUGUAAUUAGGAACAAGGGGAAGAAGAAGGUUCGUUUCAAUUGUGGUCCUCUUGAUGGGAUAUGGAAAAAGAAGCUUCUUCCAAAGAAGCGAAGUGGCAUAGUGAUAUUUGACAACGAGUACGAUGCUUGA